This is a messenger RNA of Candoia aspera, 2130 nucleotides long. Its product is annotated as cytosolic phospholipase A2 beta-like. Gene Ontology annotation, molecular function: calcium ion binding; calcium-dependent phospholipid binding. Gene Ontology annotation, cellular component: cytosol. Gene Ontology annotation, biological process: glycerophospholipid catabolic process. NCBI's taxonomy places the organism in Eukaryota, Metazoa, Chordata, Lepidosauria, Squamata, Candoiidae. The record is from RefSeq and is a predicted model, not a curated record. The transcript is spliced from 17 exons.
AUGGAGAGCACAGUAGAGAAGAAUAUCAUACAGUUGAAAGUUUGUGAUGCUGAUCUGGCCACCAAAGAUGAUAUCCAAUUUAUUGUUCGUUUUGAUUUGGCCAAACUCCAGCCUGGAAUUCCAGUCCUUGAGAUAUUCUCCUUAAAACCAGAGAAACAAGAACAUCCUCAUCAUUAUGAAUCUCUAGAAGUGGAGUUCAAGCUGUCAGAUGUGCAAGGCCCUCCUGAGCAACUGAUUUCCAAUGGUGUCCUAGUGGCCCGUGAACUUUCCAUUUUGGACGUAAAAGUGAACACGAAGGAGAAUGACAAGAUUUUGCAAGCUGGUAAAAAUGUAGUCCUUUCAGUGCAAGAAUCUUAUGAAGGAACACAGAAGACAAGCAAAAAUUUAGAUUCCUUUCGCUUUCAUUGCAUAAAAAGCUGGGGACCAGUAUUAAAAGCCAAGAUUCAGGAUCUUGAUGUGCGUUUGGGUUAUGAGCUUUGUCCUGAUGAGAAGGAUUUCCUGCGCAAGAGGAAAAAGGUGGUUGCCAAUACCCUGUAUAAGCUUUUUAAUCUAAGAGAGGAGUUACAAGAGGAUGAGGUCCCAGUAAUAGCUAUUAUGGCAACUGGAGGUGGAGUCAGAGCCAUGACAGGAUUAUAUGCUCAUCUCACAGCCUUCCAGAAACUGAACCUUUUAGAUUGCAUUACAUAUAUCACCACUGCUUCCGGAUCAACAUGGACACUGUCAGACUUGUGCUGUCAUAGUGAUUGGUCACAUCAAAGUUUGGAAGACCACAUCAAAAAAAUCAAAAGACAGUUGCUGAAGAGCAAAAUGAAUAUUAUUUCUAUCAAAAGAUUGGAGCAUUAUCACAAGGAGCUAACUGAGUGGAUCAAAGCUGGGCAUCUUUCAUCGGUUACCGCACUCUGGGCCCUUAUUCAAGAAGCUUUGUUCUAAGAAUUACCAAAUCUUUGUAAACUCUCGGAACAGCGACGGACUUUGAAUCAGGGGCAGAACCCCUUUCCUAUCUACACAGCCAUAAAUGUCAAAAAUGAUCAGAUCCACACUUUUGACUUCAGAGAAUGGGUAGAGUUCAAUCCUUAUGAAGUGGGGUUCCUAAAAUACGGUGCACAGAUUCGUUCAGAAGAUUUUGAUAGUGAAUUCUUCAUGGGAAGGCUGGUGAAGAGGAUUCCAGAAUCCCAGAUUUUCUAUCUGGAAGGUAUCUGGACCAAUGUUUUCUCUGCAAAUCUGUUGGAUUGUUUGUAUUGGACCACAACACCAGAAGAAUUCUGGGAACGAUGGAUGAAAGAGAUGAUAAAAAAGAAUGAGGAGAAUGAUUCAAGUGAGCCACAUGCCAUAGUCUACAGACCUCCAAACUCUGCUUGUGGGAAGCUUUGUGAGAUCUUCAACGACAUUUUAACCAAUCGUCCUUUAAAGGGGGAAAAUCAUAACUUCCUGCGAAGCUUUGGUUUUGAUAAAGAUUAUUUGCAUCAGAAAGAAUUUAUGCAGUGGAGUGAUACCAUGUUUGAUGCUUGUUCUAACAUGUUGACACCAAACACGAAAUCCCUCUGCUUAAUAGAUAUAGGAUAUUUUAUGAACGACAGUGGCCUACCACUUCUCAAACCAGAAAGGAAUGUGGAUAUCAUUAUUGUUCUGGAUUAUGAGCUGAGUGGAAUCUUAAUGCAAACAGAGAUGAUGGCCAAAUACUGUGAGGUCCAAGGUAUCCCCUUUCCAAAGGUUCAUCUGAAUGAGGAAGAACAAAAGAAUACGAAGGAGUGCUACAUUUUCUCAGAUGAAGACAACCCCAAAGCGCCGAUAUUACUUUGUUUUCCACUGAUCAAUCAUACCUUCAGAGAAUACUCAGCACCAGGGGUCAAACGCAGUCUUUCAGAAAUGAAUGAAGGUGAAAUCAAUCUGGACAAGAACACCUCACCUUAUAAAACCAUAAAUGUAACAUUUUCUGAAGAAGACUUUGACAAACUACUAAAUUUAUGCAAUUACAAUAUUCUUUAUAGCAAAGACUUAAUCUUCCAAGCCAUUCAAUGUGCUAUACAGAAAAAGCGACAUAGUUGGUCCAGAAAUGAUAAAGAAUGAUAAUUUGUCUCCUAGAGAGAAGAAUUCCAACAUGUAGCAUGAUAUUUUUAGGAAUAUAUUUAU